This is a messenger RNA of Oryza brachyantha (malo sina), 1434 nucleotides long. Its product is annotated as probable ribosome-binding factor A, chloroplastic. NCBI's taxonomy places the organism in Eukaryota, Viridiplantae, Streptophyta, Magnoliopsida, Poales, Poaceae. Gene Ontology annotation, molecular function: ribosomal small subunit binding. The transcript has 4 exons. Gene Ontology annotation, biological process: ribosome biogenesis; rRNA processing. The record is from RefSeq and is a predicted model, not a curated record. Bases 184 to 798 code for a protein of 204 amino acids.
AAAGACCCGAGAUAUUGUUCGGUUCGACACUAUCCCUUCCCUCCCCUUCCCACUUCCCCGUCCGUCUCCCGUUCCACCGCGGCCUCACCGCGACGAGACUGUCGCCGCCGGAGCAGCAAACCCCGCCGCCAGGCCCGCCACACUCUCGCGUCCGCGCCGCGCACAGUCGAGGUUGAUCCGGCGAUGUUCGCGUGCCGCCCCCUGGUGUCCCCUCCGCUGCCGCGCCGCGUGGCCGUCGCGGUGCCCGUUCCGCGGCCGCCCUCGUCGGCGCUGCGCGUGGUGCGGUGCAUGGCGAAGGAGCGGCGGGUGCGGAUGGUGGCGAAGCAGAUCCAGCGGGAGCUCGCCGACAUGCUCACACGCGACCCGGUCCUCCAGCGCGCCGUCCUCCCCGAGGCCGCGCUCGGCGCCGACCGGUACCUCUCCUCGCUCACCACCAUCGCCGACGUCGAGCUCUCCAACGACCUCCAGGUGUGCAAGGUGUAUGUCUCCGUGUUUGGGGACGAGAGGGGGAAGAAGGUGGCCAUUGCCGGGCUCAAGGCUAAAACUAAGUAUGUCAGGAGCCAAAUAGGCAAGCGAAUGAAGCUGCGCCUCACGCCCGAGAUACGCUUCAUCGAGGAUGAGUCCAUGGAGCGGGGAAGCAGGAUUCUUGCUAUCUUGGACAAACUAAAGGAGGAAAGGGAGCAAGAAGAAGGAAAUGAAGAAGAAGAAAAUGGAGAAGGUGCAAAUCUAUCAGAAGACGAAGAUGGUGACUGGGAUGCAGAUGAGCCAGAUGAGGAGGACAUCAUAUAUGUAAAAUAGCUUGCCUUCUUACCUGCCAUGCUUCGCCAACCCCAGAACAUAGCAGUUAUCUUAGACUUUAGUCCUACAAAGAUGAGAACUAUCUGCUCUCCAAAUGUUUGGAAGUACCUCAACACUUGAAGAGCUUUGACAUCUCUGUUGCCAAUUACAAGCAGAUCAUAUCUUUUUUUGCAUGGCUGGUCAAAGCUGAACCUAUUUUGGUGUGGAGUUCUGAGGGAAGAUUUUCCUUUUUUCUGUCCAGGAGACUGUGGUAUCUGAUCAUUUGUGAAAGACACUGCAACUGAUGUUCAUCCUUGUCAUAUGCUGACUAGCACCUGCUAUAUGUCUACUUACCUUGCUGAAUUUCAAUUCUGAUUUUCUGUUUGGUUUGGGAAUGGUUGUACACCUUUCAGUGAAUUAUUAUGUCGUACAGCAGUACCUUUAGUUCAGUACUAUGUAAUGAUAAAGUCUCAUUUCUGAUUUACAACUUUCAAACUAUAUGCUUGCCAUUGUGAAAUUGUAAGAGCUGGUAAUGGCUCAUCUGGCAAAACAAUCAGCUGAAGAAACAGCUGCUAAACAAGAUGAGGUGCCUACUAUACAUAUGUAACUCAACUGGGCUUGUAAUUAUUUCAUUAUCAGAAUAUCAUAUGAUGUUCA